Messenger RNA from Zootermopsis nevadensis, 1103 nucleotides. RefSeq names its product distal membrane arm assembly component 2. The record is from RefSeq and is a predicted model, not a curated record. NCBI's taxonomy places the organism in Eukaryota, Metazoa, Arthropoda, Insecta, Blattodea, Termopsidae.
AUAACUAAAAUAGAUCCGUUAGUAGAUCUGUAUGGACGACAAAACAUUGAAUUGAAUCACUUAUGACGUCACUUCUGUUCAGUUUUAAGCAAUUUAUGCAUGUAAAUCAAUCUAUUUAUGCAGUUUUAUUCGCAAGUAUAUAAGAUGAAUAAAUAUUUUAUAUGGUGAGAAAACAAUGAGGUACCUAAUUCAAUGCGGACACAAACAGUUCCUUCCAUACCUGAAGGUCCUCUGCACAAACAGGUAUUGUACUGAAGUGAAACCUGAAACAAAAUCUAAUCCAACAUUAUGGAGAAAACCUUGGGCUCACAAAGAGGGAGAAUGGUUCAGCAUGUUUCGUUUAUUUGCCCCUGAGAAAGGUGGAAGUCUUGAGGUAAUAAGGAUAUUACAGAAUAAUAUUAACUUUAGUCCGCAAGCAAUUCAAAAGUGGAUAAAAAAGACCAAGAGAGAAGCCAGUAUUUUGGAUAUGAAGUAUAUACCUGAACGUCAUGAUAUACUGGGUAGCAAUCUAGCAGCUGCUCAUUUCUUAGUUCAUAGAGGUGCAGCAAUUAGAUUUGUAGGCUCCACAGAAUGGAUAAAACGACAAGGAGAUGAAUAUGAUCUUCCAAACAAAUAUAAUCCUGACUACUUAGUAGAAGCUAUUGAUAUUUUAGACAUGAAACUUUAUUAUGAAGGUUUCCAGAACAUGACUAAUCUAAGUAGUCUACAGUGGCUGAGUCUACAAAACUGUGUUGAAGUUGAUGACUGGUUUUUGGACAAAAUCAGCUGUGAAUACCAAUCCUCUUUGGAAUAUUUAGACAUUGGCAACUGUGUGCAGGUAUCACACCGAGGGAUUAGUGCACUGUAUCGAAUGAGCAAGCUCCGUACACUCAAGGUGCACAAUAUUGCAAACAGCCAGAUGUUUCAACUUGCUUGCUUAAUGCUAGAAGACAUUCACCCCCAGCUGAAUAUUGAAGGUGUUACAUAUUUAGAUUCAGAAAAUCAGUCUGUAUGAUUUUAUAUACUGAGCAGUUUGUGCUGUAGUAAAUGCAGUUGUAAAGUUGUAUUUCUUCAAAGAUAAAAAUAAAUUUGAAUUGGAAAUAUAUGGUACUUAAUAAUGCUGA